Molecule: messenger RNA, 4707 nt
Organism: Porites evermanni
Lineage: Eukaryota; Metazoa; Cnidaria; Anthozoa; Scleractinia; Poritidae
Source: the annotation of a GenBank genome assembly
AAAGUGAAGAGGUCAGCGAGAAAGGACUUCUCUCCAAAUGGCUUCCCUCAUCCUUGAAACUUUGAGUGUCAUAGGAAUCGUUAUUUGGCAAAUUCUCAAGUCCUUCGUACGGAUAUUUUUCCCGCCACCUCGUAAAGAUAUCAAUGGAGAAAUUGUAUUCCUGACAGGCGCUGGAAGCGGCUUGGGCCGAUUGAUGGCUGUGAAGUUCGCCAAGCUUGGCGCGACAGUCGUUUGCGCCGACAUAAAUCAAGCUGCAAACGACGAAACUGUGAAAGAAAUCCAAGAUCUAGGCUUCAAAGCGUGUGGUUAUAAAUGUGACUGUAGUAGCCGUGAAGACAUUUACCGUGUCGCUGAUCUCGUGAAGAAAGAAGUUGGCGAUGUCACGAUGCUGAUCAACAAUGCGGGGAUUGUUAGCGGCAAAAAAUUUCUGGACACAGAAGAUUGGAUGAUUCAGAAAACUAUGGAGGUUAAUACGAUGGCUCAUUUCUGGGUAUGUAUAUUGCUUAAAAACGUAAUAGUUACGUUUAAUAUAUAACUUACAUUGCGUUAAAGAACACACGACUUGGCCAAUGUCCUUGCAUGCGCAAUGGAGCGCAUCUUUACACUGUUUACACAAUCAUGCGUUCUCUUCUAUUCGAGUUGGGUCUCAUUAAGAAAAUAAGAGUUCUAAAAAAAGUUGCAAUUACGCUUAAUAAGGAUCUGUAGUGUUUUCAGUGGAAUUUUACAAUUACAUGUACGAAGAUUUGGUGGUCCAAAGUCCAUCAGCAGUGUUCGUCACGCUGGUAUUCUAUGUGCGUGACGUGGGGAACUGUUGGGUAAUGGGAAGGGUGGGUGGGUAGUUUUGUUCCUGCCACGUAGUUGUUUAAGGGACAAUCAUGAUCUCCCAGAAAUGGUGAUGACAGUAACAAUAAUGAGAACAGCAAAAGAUCAACAGGUUUUCAUGUAGAUAAGACAUUACAUGUAAGAGAACAACUUUGAAAGUGCAUCACACUUUUGGUACAUUUUAUGUAUGUUUCCUUGCCAUUGUUGCACGACUAUGAUCUAAAACCUCCUGUUUUCAUGUGUUUUGGAGGACAUGAACACAAGAAAAAUAAUUUUCUUUAUCAUUUUCUGAACGUAGAUAAUGUACAGUCUUGCAGGAUUCAAUUCUAGAAAAAUUAGCCAACAUUAGACAAUUUCACCCCACUGAAUUUAGAGCAAAGACGUAGAAACAGCACAAAUUCCCUUUUUGGGUGAGAUCUUCACUGUCAUCUCCAUCUCCCUAACAGCAUAAUAAUUAUUGUUUUACUGGGUACUUAAGCAGGGGGUAAAUGGUGGUCCACCCUAAUUUAUGGCAUAAAAAUGGCAUCUCUGUGUUUCUAAAUUAACAAGUCAAAUUUCAACGAAACUUCCAUAUCUCAUUUUUUAUACCCGGAAAACAAAUUUCCCCAAGUGAAAGUACAGCUCACUGUCCAAGAAGACUCCUUACACAACUGUAAUUUAAUCAGGGAAGGAAAGGUUUGAUGUACAGUUACAUGUACAGUGUAAACCUCCAUUAAGCAGCCAGUAACCAAAAUCCCCAAAUAAUUGUAAAAAAAUGGUAAAUUCAAUCUCUAUGGUCAUCCCAAGAAGAGUUCUCCUAUUAUUUUGACCUCUUUUAAGCGGCCAUCCGGUGCUUGAUACCAUUAGGGUGUGUUCCUUUGAGAUGAUCAGGAUCACGAUCAGUGAUCCGAGAUCACUCAGAUUAUGGUAGAUCAAAUGAACCCAUGAAUCCUCUCUGGACAAGGAUUCAUUGGUUCAUUUGAUCUAUCAUGAUCCAAGUAAUGUUGGAUCAGUAAUCCUGAUCCAGAUCAUCCCAUAGGAAUGCACCCUUAGUUUGGCUUCAUUUCAAGAAUUUGGUGAAGGAAUUACAGUCAAGAUAGAAGUUGGCAUCCAAUUGUGAACUAGUAAUGCUUCUCCCAUCACGUGUUUCUUUCAAAAUGAAGUGACAUUUCUGCUAAAGAUUAUGCUUAUUCAUGACAAACCUCUAUUGAGCAGCCACCCUCUGUUAACCGGCCACUUGCCAAUACCCCAAGAGCAUGGCUGCUUAAAUUAAGAAAGGUUCAACUGUAAUACAGAUGUCAAAGCUGUUCCAAGUGACAAAGAGUGAUCAAUUGCUUUUUUUACGUUCAACAACAGACCACAAAAGCCUUUUUACCAUCUAUGAUAGAGAAAAACCAUGGCCAUGUUGUCACAAUAGCAUCAUCUGCUGGUUUCUUUGGUGUCUCUGGACUAUGUGAUUACUGUGCCUCCAAGUUUGCAGCAGUUGGCAUUGACGAGUCACUGUUCAUGGAGUUGGGAGCGUUGAAAAAGGAUGGUGUUCACACAACUGUUGUCUGCCCAUACUUUAUUAACACGGGCAUGUUUGAUGGGGUUAAAACAAGGUAAAGUAUCAUCUUCUUCGGCUAUCAUAACAAAUCAAUUAAUGACUGGUCUCAUGAAACUAGUCCAUUUUGUUUUGGCAGAAUCUCAAUGUUUUCAAGGCAGAGCUGAAGGAAACACUGAGAGUCUUGGUUUCAGCAGAAAUACAAUGUACCUGUUUCCUGAGAGAUGAAUCAUAUUUCUUUAUACAGUAGUUAAGAUCCCUUAAUUUUUUAUUGGGCUUUGUGUAAUUUAUAAUUAACAAUAAAUUAUUAUAAUUUGAAUAAGGCUGAGUAUGAUGUGAAGAAUUUUGCAGUUUGACUAGAAUACACUUUGGCAUAUUCUUGUGUUUCUUCUAUAGUUUUAAUCAGAAAUUCAGCUACAAUUUUUGUCUUUGGAUAGCUGAGAUCACCUUUUUUUGGUUCGCUUUUGCCCAAGCAGCCUCGUCUCCUAGCAAAUAUACCAUCAAAUCAAUGAUACAUUGUACAUUGCUGCAUCUUCCAAAAUAAUACUGUAUGGUACAUGUAAGCGUCACUUGGUUAUGAAGAAUUAGCUGGGGGAUUCAAGCCAAUCAGAAAUGGCAAAACAUUUAAACUAUUUUGAACGAAUAAUAAUACCAAUUAAUCACCUUAAACUUUAGGUUCCCUCUUCUUCUUCCAAUUCUGGAACCUGACUGGGCAACAGACCAGAUGGUAGAUGCUGUUUUAAGAAAUAAGGCACUUUUGUUCCUUCCAAGAAUUCUGAGUUUGGUUCUCUGGCUCAAAAGGUGAGUUUUAGUUGAGUUUUAAACUUUGUAUAUUGUAAUUCACAGACAGCAUACAUACAUGAAUUUAUUAUAUAAACACCAAUGAAAUACAAGGUGAGCUUUCGGGCGAAAACUUGAUAUCUUCACGUGUGAAAAUAACAUGUUAUCUUGACAUGUGAAAAUAUCACCGUUGCUAUAGCUACAUAAUAGAUUGUGCCUUUCACACCAAAAAACUAUUAAAGUGAAAUGGUUUGGUAGUUCAUUGGUGUUUAUAUAAAAAAUAGAACAUUACAUGGCCGCUUGGAGAUACGAAAUUUCUCUUCUCGUGUUGAAAAAAUAUUUCACUCGUUCACUGCGCUCACUCGUGAAAUAUUUUCAACACUCGAAGAGAAAUUUGGUAUCUCCGCGUGGCCAUGUAAUAUCCUCACUUGUGCUAAUACAAGUACAGUGUAAGUUAAUCAUGGGAUGAGAAUCAUUUGGUGGGCUACACUGAGUCAGCAUGAUUUAAUUAUUCUUGAUCUUUUUUUAUGGUACAUGUACAUUAUGUACAGUAUAAGCUAUAGUGUAUAUUACAGCGAGAUAUUUUCAACAGUUCAAUUAUCAAUGUUCCAAAAUGUUGAUGGCCCUGCCAAAAACAUUGUUUAGUAUUUAUGAAAAGAAAAGCAUGCAACAAGAACUAUUGUAUGCAUGUACAUGUAUUGAGAAAAUAAAUAUUACAUUUACAGGGAUGAUUAAGAGAUAUAUGUACUUAGUAUCUGUUAUGUACAGUGAAUGUAUACAUGUAUGAGCUGCCUGUCACAUACAAAUACAAAUUUCCCAGACUGAUCUCCAUACAUUUCCUUGAAGAAUUAGUUAAGAAAAUUUAAAUGUGUUAAAAGAUCAAAGCAUUUCCCCUUUGGCAAUCAGUUUAUCAAUUCUCAUGACUUUUUCUCUUGAUUUUGUAUGGAUACUGAUUGAUUUUGGUCAGUAUUUGGAUGGCACAGAAGUUUUUUAUCACUUGUACAUAUACCGUAAAAUUCCGAAAACAAGCCCCAGGGCUUAUAUUUUUCAAAGGCCCUUUUUGAGGGGCUUAUAUUCAGAGGGGCUUAUCUACGGAGGGAAAUUUGCGUUUCAAAAUCGAUUGGACUAGCCUUAUAGUUGGAAGUAAAUUGACCGUUUUUGCUUUAUUUUAGUUUGUAUUUGAGGGCAAUUUCCAAGUACAAGCCCCUGGGGGGCUUAUAUUUGGAGGGGCGAUUUAACGGAGGGUUUUUUGCGUUACGAGUUUGGGGGGCUUAUAUUUGGAGGGGCUUAUUUUCGGAAUUUUACGGUAUUUGCUAUAAAAUGUUUUCUUGAGUUUGUCUUAUUAAAUGCCAUUAGAUACAAUUAUUACAACUGUAUUAACAAGCACUUUUGUUCUUUCACAGUACUGUUCCAACCUCUACUUACCACACUUUGGCGGAGUUUUUUGGAACAAAUGCCUGCAUGGAUGAAUUUAAAGGAAGAGCCAAGAAGAUGAAGUAGAUUAACUCAACAGGCUUUGAAUGAUACAAACAAAAUGUGGAAAUUUUAAUUCUUAAGAUUUUAAGAGACAUGUACAUGUACAU